GCUAAGAGAUGUGGCGACGUGCAAGCUCCUACUCUGAAAGGCAUAAACCUACAUAUAAGAAGCGGUUCUAUGGUCGGCGUCAUUGGCGCUGUAGGCAGUGGCAAGACUUCUCUUCUCUCAGCCAUUGCCGGGGAUAUGAGGUGCUUGGAAGGUAUUCGAGCUACUAAGGGAUCCAUGGCAAUCGUGCCGCAGACACCUCAAGUGUUAAACAUUUCCAUAAGAGACAACAUUACCUUUGGAAGAAAGUAUGACGAGAUACUUUACAGAACCGUGUUGCAAGCUUGUCAGUUACUUCCGGAUAUACAGAGAUUGCCGGCCGGCGAUUUGACCGAAGCAGGAGACAAGGGUGAAAUGCUGAGUGGUGGGCAGAAGCAACGCGUGAGCAUUGCACGUGCAUUGUACAGCAGGAGCGACAUCUAUCUCUUGGAUGAUCCCACGAGUUCCCAAGAUGCACAUGUAAAGCAAAAGAUUCUUGAGCACAUCUUCGGACAAGAUGGAGUUCUUUCGGGCAAGACGUGCGUCUUGGUGACACAAACUGCGCGACUUCCAUUUUCUGUGCGUCAGUGGCUACUGAUGCAUGACAAGAGUGUCGUGUUCAUCGACGACGUCAAAAAUGUGAAGAAUGGGCAUAAUGCAGCGCCUUUACAUUUCUUGGAAGAAACAAAAUUUCCAGCUCUGCAAUGCCAAACCGAAGAUUCGAGGUCAUACCAAGCCACGACCGCAAGAGAUGCAGCAAUUUUUCCGAAAGAUAAAGUGCCAUCUCACAAAGUGAGCAAUGUUCAGUUUGCUUAUAUCUGA
Molecule: messenger RNA, 798 nt
Organism: Dermacentor andersoni
Lineage: Eukaryota; Metazoa; Arthropoda; Arachnida; Ixodida; Ixodidae
Product: multidrug resistance-associated protein 1-like
Biological process (GO): transmembrane transport
Cellular component (GO): membrane
Molecular function (GO): ATP binding; ATP hydrolysis activity; ATPase-coupled transmembrane transporter activity
Source: RefSeq, a predicted model, not a curated record